Scedosporium apiospermum is the source of this 1641-nucleotide messenger RNA. RefSeq lists its product as uncharacterized. Gene Ontology annotation, biological process: UDP-glucose transmembrane transport. The transcript has 3 exons. Lineage: Eukaryota; Fungi; Ascomycota; Sordariomycetes; Microascales; Microascaceae. Gene Ontology annotation, molecular function: antiporter activity. The record is from RefSeq and is a predicted model, not a curated record. The coding region runs from base 1 to 1641 and encodes 546 amino acids. Gene Ontology annotation, cellular component: endoplasmic reticulum-Golgi intermediate compartment; Golgi apparatus; cis-Golgi network.
AUGCCACCCACAAGUCCUCCUCCCUUCCCUUCUCUGUCGAACCUUGACGAACUCCUUGCCGAUGACCGCGGAUCCGGCCACGCGACAUCCUCUUCCUCACUAACCACCGCCGCCGUCCCGUCGUCCUUGUCCCCUUCGACAAACCACCACCGCAACAACCACACCACCCACUUCCAUACCUCAGCGGCAACGUCUGGUCAGGCGAGCUCGACAGGUCCCCAGGAUAUCGAAAUGGAUUCCAUUCCGGCCGGCCACAGGCGGAGACGGAGCAGCUUGCUCAACGGGGUCUCCCCUUUCCGAGCUACCCGUGCCCGCUCUCAGUCUCAGUCCAACACCUUGCAAGACGAGCCCAAGAUCUUCGAGGAAGGCAAAGACGGCGACUCAAUUGGACUGGGCGAGUUUAGCGACGGCAGCGUCUCGGACGAGGACCUCCACGACGACGAGGAGACGGGUCUCACGAAGAGGGAACGGGACCGGCGGAAGUGGAGGAAGAGGCGGAAUACUCUGCUGGACCAGAGAGUUGCGCCUGAGAAGAUCAGCGAGGAAGAGAAGAAGGAAGCGGACCAGAGCGUGGUUCGGUCGUCGCUCAUUAACGUCGCGUUAAUUGCUCUCUGGUAUACAUGUUCCCUGAGUAUAUCUCUGAAUCACCUAGGCUCGGACAUGGGUCGAUCGAGGCAUGAGUCUGAGCCUAGGCAACCCAUAAUGACCAAAUGGUAUUAUCUUACGAGAAUUACCCCCUGCGGCGCUGCCACUGGACUGGACAUCGGCCUCGGGAAUACUUCUCUGAAGUUCAUCACCUUAACAUUUUACACUAUGUGUAAAUCUUCUGCUCUCGCAUUCGUUCUUCUCUUUGCGUUCGUGUUCAGACUCGAAACCCCGACUCUCAGACUUGUUACCAUUAUCGCCGUCAUGACAAUCGGCGUUGUCAUGAUGGUCUUCGGCGAAGUCAAGUUCCACCUCGGUGGCUUCAUCCUCAUCAUCUCGGCGGCCUUCUUCUCCGGUUUCCGCUGGGCCCUCACCCAGAUCCUACUACUCCGCAACCCCGCCACCUCCAACCCAUUCUCCAGCAUCUUCUACCUCGCCCCCGUCAUGUUCGCCUCUCUCUUCUUGCUCGGCUUCAUGGUAGAGGGCUUCAUCCCUCUCAUCGAAGGUGUCGUCACGCUUCAGGGCGAGUGGGGAACUUUCAUGACCCCAGCUUUCCUGCUCUUCCCGGGCUGUAUCGCCUUCCUCAUGACGGCGUCCGAAUUCGCUCUGCUGAAGCGCACCUCCGUCGUCACGCUCUCCAUUGCCGGCAUCUUUAAGGAGGUCGUCACCAUCUCGGCCGCGGCCCUCGUCUUCGAGGAUAGGCUUACGCCCGUUAACUUUGUUGGCUUGCUAACGACCAUGGUCGCCAUUUUCGCCUACAACUGGUUCAAGAUUCAAAAGAUGCGUCGCGAGGCGCAGGCCGAAGUCCACAAGCAGCACCACAUGCUGGAAGGAUCCGUGUCGACGUCGCCUCAUAGCGCUAGCGAUAUCGAAACCGACGAGAAUUCUGAGGACGCCGGGCUGCUUAGGCAUGGCGGGGACCAUCAUCACCUCGACGUGAGGACGGCGUCGCCGGCAAAUAGUUCCGACGGUGCACAUAGGGAACACAGGCUAUAG